CGACCUGGCAGAAAACCUACCCGCGCGACCUCACACGAUGGCCCCAUACUAUGAUAUUGCAACGCGAGCUCUUGUUGUUGGGCUCAAGGCUCCUUGUUGCGGCAAAACGACUGCUGAAGUUGCUGCUCUUCUUGGGAUAUCAAUACGGCAAGUUAACCGUAUUUAUGCCAAGGCAAUUGAGCGCGGAUUUGAUCCAAACCAGCGGCCCAUGGUCAUCAAAGACGAAUACCUCCAGGAUGCCCCAAGGUCCGGCCGGCCGACUAAGCAGACCGAAGAGACUACGCAGCAGAUUCUAGCCAACGUUGGAACUGACCCGCACGGACGGGAGAAGACGUGUGCUGAUAUUGCCCGCGAGCUUAGCGUCAAUGGCUGCCCUAUUUCUGAGACGACGGUUUGGAGGAUCCUCAGGACUGCCGGCCUUCAAAAGACCAACUUGGACUUGGGUGAAGAGGUUGACUACGAAGAAAGGCGCUAAAACAAAGCCGUUCUGAGGCUAUCAUUGCUUGGAAAGCUGCUUGGAGAGACUGUACAGGAACGCAUUUCCCCAGGGCGACCGGGGUCAGGGCCGCCAAGACCGGACUUUUGAAAGCGUCCUCCAUACUGGCAGUGCACCUGGACGGCUCCAUAUGGGCGACCAUGUGUGGACUUCGCGGCUGUGAGAGGGGCGGCUUCAGCCUGGUCUCGGACAAGCUCACACCGGCAGUGUGGCUGGCGCUGAGGAGGGAAUGCUAAUGGCUUGAUGAGGCGGCAGCUUUCAACGAGCUGAAGCUACCCCCACGGCGGCGGCCUGGGAACUGAUUGGAAGCUCGCGAGAGUCUUCGGGAUGGUCCGCGCACUACGAUGCCAUAGACGUGGCGUUUGCCCCUCGUUCUGGCAGGCUUUGUUGUACUUAUAAUCCGGGGAGAAGAAGCUGAAGGCGCGAGCUAUGGCACCGGCAAACAAAUAAGUCACCACAGUUCUCCAUUU
Messenger RNA from Purpureocillium takamizusanense, 966 nucleotides. RefSeq lists its product as uncharacterized. Lineage: Eukaryota; Fungi; Ascomycota; Sordariomycetes; Hypocreales; Ophiocordycipitaceae. Bases 38 to 475 code for a protein of 145 amino acids. The record is from RefSeq and is a predicted model, not a curated record. The transcript has a single exon.